AUGAGCUAUAGAUGUGCUAUUAAACUAAUUGUACAAAUAAAUAUAGGAUCCACAAACUUUUCUCCAAUUUUAAAUAUAUAAAAAAAUAGGCAAACCGCUACUCCUUACUCCACCACUGGUUUUUCGAUGUGUCAAUGAUAUGUCGUUUGUCAUACAAAUGUCAUAAUACCAUAAAGUCAAAAUCAGCUGGAAAAAAAAACGAUAUUGAUUAAAAUAAUCAUUUGUCAUUUCUCAAAAUAAUAAAAAUUGAUAAAUCUAUAUUGUCAACAAAUUUGGUAACAGAAGAACCUAAUAAAUUGUGAUUAGCUGCUAACCAUUUAAUUAUAUUAUUCAAAAAUAAAUUGAUAAGAUUUUACUAUUUCCUUAUUCCUAAACAUGGCUUUCAAAUUGAGCUACAGUUUCGAAGGAAAUUCGAAAACUAAACCAGAACAAAACUUAUCUGGAGCAAGUAGAAAACUAACAAAAGAUAUAUUGCUGCAAAAGACCCAUGAAGAAAGACAAAAACGACAGGAACAAAGACUGAAGUUACAAAGUGCUGAAUUACUCCAAUCGCAUAUUCGAAGUUAUAUUGAGAGGAAACACAAAAAGGAUGAAGAACGAAGUCUUUUUGAUGAUCUUCAAAGCACUGCAGGAAUUCAAAUACUUCUUUCAAAGUUAUUAUUCUUUUAUGAUCCCGGACAAGAUAAAGCUAGAUUGUUUAAAAUAGCCGAUCAACUUGUGCAAUGCCAUAUGGACGUUCUGCAACAAAUCAAUGCCAACUUAUCAUUUUCUUGGUUGAUUAAGAGAUUUCUUGUCCAGUGUUUAAAAAAUCUGGAAGACAAUGCUGAGAGUAUGGUUUUAUUGAAAUCGUUGUAUAUAUUUACAAACAAUGCCCAUACAUUCACUUAUUUAAUCCAAAAAGAUUAUUAUGGAUAUCUGAGGAGACAACUAGAGAGUGGCAAACAUUAUUUACAAGAGACAAUUCUUUUAAUUCAGAAACCAUUCAAAUUUAUAAACGAAUCUGAUUCUUUAACCAACUUAGCCCUUUCCGAGUUCUGUCUACAUUUUUUGAAGCCAACGUUGACUUAUAAUGUCAAAAAAGUGCUCAUUCCAUAUAUGAAAAGUCAACCUCGAGAUCUACCAUUUGAAAAAUUAAUCCAAUAUCUAAAUAGUGGCUUUCAUCUUGAAAGUAGUCAUAGCUUAUUCUACUGCGUGCUGGAUUUGGAACCAGAUGAUUAUGAACCAAAUUGUGACAGUAUUGAAGUCCUUUCAAAACUAAGCGCUAAUAUUCAUCAAUUAAAACCGUCGUCAGAUUUGACAGAAAAUAGCGACGAUGAAGAAGAGGAAGAUCCUCUGACCAUUGAAAAAAGAUUACUACUGUCAGAUUAUUUGAAAAUUUUGAAUAAAUACGGCAAAGUCAAGAAAUGGCUCAAUUAUUUUGAGAAAAACAGCUCUGAUGAACAAAUCUUAAUGGCAUUUACUAAUUUAUGCCACAAUCUGCUGUUGGUUUACAAAGAUUCGAUGAGAAAAUAUUUAUUAUUGUACAAAUUCGGCCUAAAUAGUGUAUUUUUAACCAAACUAUGGGCGUAUUUGAAUAAAAACAAUACCGGACAAUUUGAAGCUAAAGGAUCUUGCUUGGUAGCAUGGAGGGAUUUUCACACAACAUUGUCUGUUUUCUGUGACAUGUUUACAUUCUACACUGAAACUUUGACUGAUAGUGAAAAUUCCGACACCAGUCACACUUUCUCUCAUAACGAAUUAUUCGCUAUGUCAAAAUUACUGAAAAACGUAGCAAGAGGUCUCAUAGAAGUGGCAUUUCCGAUGAGCAGAUCUAGCUCUGUACCUUCAACUCCGGAAGUUCUCCAUUUAUACAGGGCGUGCCUGCACUGUGUGCGCAUGUUGUAUACUUUGGAUUUGAGAAAGAAGUUCUGCCCUUUGGGAUUCUGGACGUUGGACAAAAUUCAUAUUCCUCCGGAUUUGGCCAGGAAAGAUUAUCUAUCGAAGAAGAUAUCGUCGUUUUACGGAUCUAAGGAAGAUGAAGAUGAACAAUUACCUCCACUGUCUACAAUAGAACAGCGUUCUUUGGCAAUUCUCGAAGAACUUCCGUUCCUCAUCAAUUUUAAUACGAGAGUUUUACUUUUGCGGGAUUUGUGUAGAAACAGUUUAGGAGAGGACGAUUAUCAAAGACUUCACCACGAACUGAUGCACGACAAUGUGAUAGUAAUACGUAGGACCCACAUCUAUGAGGAUGCUUUCGAUAAAAUAUCACAAAAAAGUGAGUUGGACUUGAAACAUAAAGUUAGAAUCCAAUUUAUAAAUAGCGUUGGACUGGAAGAAGCGGGGAUCGAUGGUGGUGGUAUAUUUAAAGAAUUUUUAAAUGAAGUUCUUAAAACAGCUUUAGAUCCAAAUAGAGGCUUUUUCUUGUUAACUGCUGACAAUACUCUGUACCCAAAUCCGAAUGUUCAUCUUAUAGUCGAUAACUUUACUGAUCACUACUAUUUCAUAGGAAGGCUAGUAGGAAAGGCUAUAUUUGAAAAUAUACUAGUAGACCUACCUUUAGCAGAAUUCUUCCUAGCAAAAUUAUUAGUGGAUCGAGCACCUGCUCAUUAUUUAAAAUCUUUAGACCCAGUUCUAUACAGAAAUUUGCUAUAUCUCAGAGAUUAUAAUGGAGAUAUAAGCGAUUUGGGCCUCGACUUUACUACAGUCAAUAACGAUUUGGGAGAAACUAGAGUAAUGGACCUCAAACCGGAUGGUUCAAACAUUCCAGUGACAAAUGAAAAUAGGCUAGAAUACAUUCAAAGAUUGGCAGAUCUCAAAUUAAACAGUCAAUUAAGGAAACAAUGUAUCGCUUUUAGGGACGGUCUUAACAGUGUCGUACCUCUCACUUGGUUAAAGCUAUUUAGUCACACAGAACUGCAAGUUAUUAUUGGCGGUGAUACACAAGAGAUUGAUGUUAACGAUUUAUGUGAACAUACUGCAUACGGAGGGGAAUUUUCAGCAGAUCAUCCAACCAUAGUUUUAUUCUGGAAAAUUGUACACAGAUUUACAGAAGUACAGAAAAAACAAUUAUUGAAAUUUGUAACGAGUUGUUCCAGACCACCUUUAUUGGGUUUUAAGGAACUCAAUCCUUCGUUUUGUAUUCAAUCUUCUGGGACUGAAAAUAGAAUGCCAACAUCAAGUACCUGUUUGAACUUGCUCAAAAUUCCAAUUAUCACAGACGAAGAAGUUUUGAGAAGUAAAUUAUUGUCGGCUAUUGAGCAACAAGCCGGCUUUGAACUGUCCUAAUUUAUUUUGAAAAAUAAUUGUUAAUACCUC
This is a messenger RNA of Psylliodes chrysocephalus, 3294 nucleotides long. Lineage: Eukaryota; Metazoa; Arthropoda; Insecta; Coleoptera; Chrysomelidae. The record is from the annotation of a GenBank genome assembly.